AUGGACUUCGCUCUAUAUGAUUAUAUCAUCGUGGGAGGCGGCCUUUCCGGAUGUGUCCUCGCUAAUCGACUACGAGAGUACAACAACACGUCGAAGAUAGUCUUGCUCGAAGCUGGCAAAGAUACCCGUGAUCGUUCGGACGUCAGGCACCCCCAGGUUCUCAAUCUCGGGGGCGACUUGGAUUGGUCCUACGAAACUGAGCCAGUCCCGAAUGCCGCGAACCGCACUUUCACCCUGAAUUCGGGCCAAGGUCUCGGCGGCGGCACAGCAGUCAAUUCAAGUGGCUGGACUCGCGGAUCUGCCAUUGACUUCGACGAGUGGGCGGCUUUGGUCAAGGAUGAACGCUAUAGUUAUGCUGGGCAGCUGCCUUGGUUCAAGAAGUGCGAGCGCUGGCUUGAUGAGAAGAACCCCGAGCAGCACGGACUAGAUGGACGCAUAACGAUUGGCUCUGCUGGGUCGAACAAGCGCGUGUUCCCUUUGACCGAAAAGAUUGCAGAAGCCUGGGAUGCACUUGGAGCUCCUGCUCUCCCGGACCUUGACCAAAACGCAGGAGACAACCUAGGACGGGCUUACAUUUGCGAGUCAAGACUGGAUGGUCAGAGACAAUGGUCUCCGGUAGUCUACCCCCUCGAUGGAGUUGAAGUCCGGCUUGAAGCCUUGGUUCAAAGAGUCGUCAUGGAAAACAGCAGCGGAAGCCCUCGUGCCACGGGCGUCGAAUUAACUGACGGUAGUAUCUUGUCGGGUAAAGAAGUUAUUCUGUGUGCCGGAGCUUUGAGGUCCCCACAGCUGCUCCAGCUCUCCGGUAUUGGCUCACCUACAGAUCUUAAAGAAGUCGGAAUCGACGCAGUGGUUGACCUCCCAGACGUUGGGAAGGGCCUAACUGAUCACACGAACUUCUGGCAGCACUGGCGGCUUCGAGACCCCUCUGCGGGUUAUACCCUUGGCUCCGCAAACCCCUUAUUUUCUGAGCCCCAGUACAGCAAGGGAACUCCUAUGGAAUGGGUCGUGACUCAUUCCCUACCAAAGGAGGGUCUUGCUACCGCCAUUGAAAAGGAUGAGGGUGUCAAGCCGAAUCCAUCCAAGCACCCGCUUCUCUCCAGCGCCCGUACUUUCAGCGAGACCUUGAUCCUCCACGCAAAAGUCCCGCUGCCUGGUAUCCCCAUGGAUGCUGAGCACAUGACUACAGCUGUCAUCAACUUCUUGCCCACUUCUAGGGGCACGGUUUCCCUAAAGUCAGCGAAUAUUGAAGACCACCCAACGAGUAAGUGCCCCCUGUGGCCAUAUUUUAGCGACAUUGCGGUUCAAAAGUUAAUAGGAAGGCAUAUAGUCAAUAUGAACUAUCUUUCUACUGAGGUAGACAAGUAUCAAAUGCGCGAGGGCAUUCGAAGAAUUACCUCAUUUAUGCUCGGCCCUGUUUUCAGCCAAUACGUUGCGGGUGAGACGGUACCCGAUGCGUUGGCUGUCGAGCCUGUUACGCUCAAUGAUAGCGACGAGAAGCUGAACAAGAGGGUGGCUUUAGCUGCUUCGACGACCUGGCACUAUUCUGGAACUUGCUCCAUGGGCAAGGUUGUGGAUACUGGCUUUAGAGUCUAUGGUGUAGGGGGUUUGAGAGUGGUUGAUGCUUCGGUAAUCCCCGUGCCAUUGAGUGCUCAUAUCCAAGCACCGCUUUAUGGGCUCACAGAGCAGGCAGCAGCGAUUAUUGCCGGUAAGGCCUGA
This is a messenger RNA of Clonostachys solani, 1716 nucleotides long. The record is from the annotation of a GenBank genome assembly. NCBI's taxonomy places the organism in Eukaryota, Fungi, Ascomycota, Sordariomycetes, Hypocreales, Bionectriaceae.